Messenger RNA from Hyposmocoma kahamanoa, 4685 nucleotides. RefSeq names its product trithorax group protein osa (gene Tdg). Lineage: Eukaryota; Metazoa; Arthropoda; Insecta; Lepidoptera; Cosmopterigidae. Gene Ontology annotation, cellular component: nucleus. Bases 120 to 3734 code for a protein of 1204 amino acids. Gene Ontology annotation, biological process: base-excision repair, AP site formation. Gene Ontology annotation, molecular function: DNA binding; mismatch base pair DNA N-glycosylase activity. The transcript has 14 exons. The record is from RefSeq and is a predicted model, not a curated record.
GCCGCCCGACCCCGCGCCCUCGCCGCCGUCGCGCCCGCCCGACCCCCAGGCCGCAGCCCAGCCCCGACCCCCUGCAGCCGCUGCCCCCCGCGCCCCCCGCGCACGAUCCCUACGACCCCAUGAUGCGCCACUACUCCUCGCCAUACCGCCAGUUCGAGCAGCAGCCCGAACCCGAGCCCUAUCAGCAUUUCCCCUUCCCCAAGUAUGGCAACGACCCGUACGGUUUCAAGCGCGACAUGGACGCGCCCUACGACAUGAGCCAGCACCCCGCGCACGCGCAUCAGCAACAUCAGCCGCACCCGCAGCACCAGCAGUACGGUCAGCUGACGUUGCCGAAGCGCGACGACGACAUGUACAACGGCGGCGUAAAGCGCGAAUGUGAAGAUCCAUACUCGUUCGUGGAGGACGACAUGUCGCUGAUGCUGGGCGGACACGCGCUGCAGCAGAUGCCGCACGAUGCGCACGCGCAGCACCAUAUGCUGCCGCACGCGCAACACAUGGUGCUUAACCAGCCCAAGAAGCGCGGCCGCAAGAAGAAAAUUAAAGACGAAAAUGGUAUGGAGAUAAAGGCUGAAGGCAUGGACGGCGUGCCAGCGCGACCCGUGAAGGAGCGCAAGAAGCACGACCGCUUCAACGGCAUGAGCGAGGAGGAGGUGGCGCGUCGCACGCUGCCGGACCAUCUUGCCGAGAACCUGGACAUCAUCAUUAUUGGCAUAAACCCGGGCCUUUUCGCGGCGUACAAGGGCCACCACUACGCCGGCCCCGGGAACCACUUCUGGAAGUGCCUGUACCUGUCCGGCCUUACGCGCGAGCAGAUGAGCGCCGACGAGGACUACAAGCUGCUGAACUUCGGCAUCGGGUUCACCAACAUGGUGCCCCGGCCGACUAAGGGGUCGGCGGACUUGACGCGGCGCGAGAUCAAAGAGGGCUCCGCCGUGCUGCUCGAGAAGUUGCAGACCUUCCGGCCGAAGGUGGCCGUGUUCAACGGGAAGCUCAUCUACGAAGUGUUCUCCGGCAAGAAGGACUUCUGCUUCGGCAAGCAGCCCGACACCGUGGCCGGCACCAACACCUACAUGUGGGUGAUGCCGUCGUCGUCGGCGCGCUGCGCGCAGCUGCCGCGCGCGGCCGACAAGGUGCCCUUCUACGCCGCGCUCAAGAAGUUCCGCGACUACCUCAACGGCCUGGUGGCGCACGUGGAGGAGGCCGAGCUGGUCUUCCCCGACAACACGGCGCGGCGCCCGCACGAGGAGAUGGAGAUCCGCAGACUGACCAUGGAGCCGGAGCCGGGCGACACCAUCGUGCUGGAGGACGGCACCGAGGUGCCGCUCAAGAAGAAGCGCGGCCGGCCCAAGAAGGUGAAGCUGGAGAACGGCGAGGUGGCGCCGCCCACGCCCCGGGCGCCCAGGGCGCCUCGCGCGCCGCCCAGCCUCGACCCCGGUGGGGACCAGCCGCCCAAGAAAAAGCGCGGCCGCCCCAAGAAAAUUCGCCCCGAAGAGCAGCAGUUCCUCCUACAGCAGCAGCAGCAACAGCAACAGCAGCAGCAGCAGCAGCAGCAGCAGCAGCAGCAACAACAGCAACAGCAACAACAGCAGCAAGUCAGUAUACUUGAACUACAUCCAGAAUUUGAGAUUAUAAGCUCAGUAUGGUGUUACGGAUACGAUCCAUUAGUUUCAGACAUACUAGAUGCUGCGCUCCGCGGGCCCUCUUCCAAACGUCCGGGACUACUCCGUAAGAUGUUCCAAUCGCGUCGUUUCGCUCGUUUCGGCGUCGGGCCGAAUAUCACCGACGCACGACCGCAGGGCGGCAUGCUGGGCGCGCAGCUGGGCAUGGCGCACGACGGCGGGUACAUGGCGCAGGCCGCGCUGGGCCAGUUCCCGGCGCAGCUGCCGUCGCCGCUGCCGCCCGUGGCGCAGGUGGCGCAGCCGGCGCAGUGGCCGCUGCAGCCGGGCGAGCAGGCGCCGUACUUCCAGCCGCCCUCGGGGCUGGAGUCGCCGCUGGACAUGGGCGCCAUGGGCGGGCUGGCGCGCGGCUACGCGUCGCCCACGGCGCCGGGCUACGGCUCGCCGCGCGCCGUGUACGCGUCGCCGCGGCCGCAGGGCUACUCGCCGGGCCCGCCGCCCGCGCGCCCGCCCGGCGCCGCGUCCUUCCCCGGCUCGCCCGCCGCCUUCUCGGCGCCGUCGCCGCCGCGCGCGUCCUACUCGCCCGCGGCGCGCGGCCCGGCGCAGGCGCAGAGCGGCGCCUUCGCCGCGCGCUCGCCGCUGUACGCCGCCUCGCCCGCGCCCUACCACCAGCAGCCGUCGCCCGCGCCGCAGCCGCAGCCGCAGCCGCAGCCGCUGCCCGCGCGCUUCUCCGCGCAGCAGUCGCCGCAGUACUCGCGCUCGCCCGUGCCGCAGACGCAGGCGCUGCCAUACGCGCGGUCGCCGGCGCCGGCGGGCGUGGGCGGCGCCACCACGCCCUUCCCCGCGGCGUCGCCGGCCGGCGCGGGCGCGCUGCACUCGUACACGCCCUCGCCGCAGCACACGCCCUACAGCCAGCACUCGUCGCCGGCGCCGCCCAGCCGCACGCCCACCUACGCCGACUCGCACCACUACGCGCACCCGGCGGGCAGCGCGGGCAGCGGCAGCGGCAGCUACGGCGCGGAGCUGGGCGGCGAGAUCGCGGCGGGCAUCGCGUCGCCGCCGCCCGUGUCCCCCGGCAUGGCCGUGGACUUCGAGCCGCCCGCGCCGCGGCAGGACGGCGACGCGCGCAGCCCCAUGGGCUCCACCGACAUGCACCCCGGCUCCAACUCCAACUCCUCGCUGGGCGACUACAACAAGGCCAACCCCGGCGCCGGCGAGAUGUCCCCCGGCGUGGGCGCGGCCUUCGGCGGCGCGCUGUUCGACGGCGAGCGCCUGCCUUUCCGCGCGCAGCACGCGCUCAGCCCCGACAAGGAGCACUACUACGCGGAGCAAGGCGCCGCCGCGGCCGACAGCCCGCGCCUCGACCAGAUGCACCAGCACGCCAUGUACCCCGCGACCGCCUUCAGCAGGUGCGUGCCCGCGUGUCGCUCGUGCGGCCGUUGUUUUCAAUCGUGUCGCUGCGAUCUAACCGAGCCACCCGUUGGCGGCAGGACGACGCCGGAGGGCGGCGGGGAGGCCGCGGGGUUCCGCCCGCCCGACCAGCCGCACACGCCGCACCACCACCCGGAUUCGCCGGCGGAGUACGGCGGCGCGGCCAAGUCCAAGGCGCAGGACGUCGCGUCCAAGUCGCUGUCGGGGCUGGAGUCGCUGGUGGACCAGAUCCCGUCCAUCGCCGAGGGGCCGGCGGGCGUGGGCGGCGGCGCGGGGGGCGAGCAGGCCGCGCCCGCGCCCGUGGCGGCGCUGCCCGAGUACGCGCCGGCGCUGUACCCGCCGUACGGCGCCUACGGCUCGGCGGCCUACCCCAACAACGGCUACGGCGCCCCCUUCGUGGGCUACGGCGGCGGCGCCGUGGGCUGGGGCGGCGGCCUCAUGCGGCCCACGCCCGGCUACCUGUCGGAGUGGCAGUACGGCUACGCGCCCGGCGUGCCCUCCUCCUACGCGCCGUACAACGCGCCCUACUACAACGGCUACGCCGGCCCGCCGCCGGCGCACGCGCAGCAGACGCACUACCUGUCGGCGCCCCCGCUGAUCGACCUGCACAAGAACGGCGAGGUGGCCGGCGGCGUGCCCGCCGUGCCCUCCGUGCCGUCGGUGGGCUUCGGCGGCUUCUGUUAGCGCCGGAGCCCCACGUAAAGUACAGUACCGCGGUCUCGAUGUUUCCUAGUGUAAGUAGCGAAAUUGGACUGAGGCGCCCCUGGCCGCCGCCCUUUGUGAAGCGAUCGUUAGUGAUGUAAUUUAAUCUUUUUCAACUGAUGAGCUUAAUUUGUAGGGUUUAUUUGUAAAUAUUGUUCGCGUUCGGUUUCGGUCCCGCCUCGGGCGGGGCGCGGGGCGCGUCGCGUCGCUCUGUGAUCCUCGGUGUUGCCAUACCGUCGCCCGCCCGGGCCCGUUUCAAAAGUCUUGCCAAGAGGUGUUUCGCGUUCUAGUCACUUACUAAUUCAUGUCGGCUAGUCAAUUUGAUAACAAAAUUUUAUCGCGCGCGUCCCCGCGCCUCGCCUGGUUUCGUUUGUUUCGAAAGUAUAUUUUGAUCUAAGUCACGACGGCCUACGAGACGGAUGUAUACUUUUUUAGAUUUUAGUUGUCGUGAAUUUUGUGACGCUACUUAUAAUUAACUUCUAGCAUUUUUACACAUUAACUAUGUUUUAUUGUCGCAGCGAGGCGGCCGUUACGCGUCGUCGGCCGUUGAUCCCGCGCCGGACAGCCGCCGGGGUCAACGGCCGCCGCGCGCCCGAGGACGAUGAGUCUCGCGUUGCUCUUUUAAGGACCUUUUCUCCGGCCGUUUACGGGCGCGAGCUCACGGUCCUGGGGCGCCCGCGGCCGUGACGGCGUGCAUUUGACUAACGUUACCCGAUCAGUUACGUAGCCUCGGAUCGCUAGUGAAUAGCAUAAUUUUACACUUAUUAUAUUUUACACGCCAUCUUAUGUAAGGCCCCCUUGUUGUACCGAUCAGUUGUCCGCGGCGCGGCUCGCCGCCGCCGGCCCGACGGCUCGAGAACAAACGCUCCGCUUCCGCGAGUGUGUCGGUCCUCUACGUUCAAUGGUACUAGUGUUUUAUAACUAAAAUAGGUG